AAUUUGAUCAACAUAUGCCGACCCCCCCCAACACACACACCCCAAAAAAAAGAAAAGAAAAAGAAAAAACGUGUUGAUGUGUGUGCUCAAAAUCGGUAUCUUGUCAUGUAAUUUUCAAGAAGCAAAGCUUCUUUAUGUGUUGCAUAUUAAUGAGAAAUCCGGCUGUCUUAAACGCCGGGCCAAAAAAGACCGACCAGAAUAGCUGGAAAAAGGUCAUUCUGGGCAUUUUCAACUCAAAUGAUCUUGCAAACCUGAUAAAAGGACAUCGAAGAUGAAGUGCGUGGAGCGCAGGGGAGACGAUGUCAAAAAAAUGAAACACAUUUGGCCAAGUUCGACCAUUUGAUAGACAGAUAGAGAUACUGCAGAUCGAUUGAUUGAAAUUGAAUAUGCAGCGCUUUGAGUCAUGUUAUAGUUAUUAUAGUUAUAUCAACGUUCCGUGUGUGAACUGAUGUUUUUCUUUUUGUAAAUCCAUGACACUGUCCAUGGUUCUGUACAAAAUAGGUCAGGUGGUAAAGGAGCCUUGAUCCCUUUCCUUCUAUUUUUCUUGGAUCCAUGAUAUAUUGAUUGAUUGAUUGAUUUGAAUUUGAGUUGAUUGAGUUGUUGACAAGAAAUCGUUUGGUUGAAUGCUUGAAAUGUGUGACCAGUUUAAUGCUGAGCUAUUGUUUCACCUCGAUAGCAUUUGGCUGGUUUUAUCGAUACGAGGGGAAACUUCCAUCCUUCCAUAAGGUAUCGUUGACUACCAGUGUUGUUUGUGGUGCUAUGUGAGAGAGGAUUUACUGUAUGACGGUAAGACUUUAUAGAUGCAUGAGAUUUUUAGAUGUCUUUUAGUCGGUGUGAGCAUGUCUUGCCCGUUGCCGUGAGGUUUGCAGUGACAGGCAGUUUCUCGUUUACACUGACAAACUAUUGACACUGCAGAAAGGAGAGCAAAAGAAGAAAAAGAAAAACAUGUCCAACACAGACACGCUGCAGGAGCAGAGGAAAAACAAAAAGGAGAUGGAGUUUGAGCUGAAAUUGGCCAAGGAGAAAGAAGAGAUGUACGAACGAGAGAAGCAGUUGAAGAUCAAUAGGCUGGUUCAGGAGGUUUCAGAGACCGAGAGGGAAGACCGAGAGGAGUCUGAGAAAGUGCAGCACUGGGUUGAGUGUCUUUGUCAGACUCGCUUGGAGCAAAUAUCUUGUGUGGAGAACGAGUCACCAGAGCUGUCACCUCCCCUCUCACCUCCCUCGGAGCCCAAGGUGAAGCGUUUCCCUGGAGGCCUGCACCUUGCCACUACUGACCUGGAUGACAUUAACUUGGAUCAUGUGGAGCAGAGCCUGAAGGGGCCCCUUAAGAGACGAGCGCCCACCCCGCCAAUGAGUAGCCAGCCUCUCCCGCCGCCUUCACCCAAACCAAACCUUCUUCUAUCUCCACAGCGCCAGCCACCGUCUCCACCCAACGCCUCGCCUACCUUGACCGACAAGGGGCGCAGAGCUCAUCCGUCUCAAGCCCCUCAUCUACCUUCCUCCCGUUAUCCCCCUCCGUCUCAGUCUACCCGGCCGCCUUCAUCCGCUCAGCCCGUCCCGACACCUCCCCGACCGCCGCCCCCUCCUCCGGCUCCGCCCCCGCCCCCGCCCCCCCCACCGCCACAGCAGUCUGAAGAAAGAGUAGGUGCCCUCGGUGGAUACCGCCAGCAUCGUAACCUGGCUCACCCCUCCAGUCCACCUGAGCGCAGGAGUGAGUGGGAGGCGGGCGGAUACCUGCCGAGAGGGGGCAUCUACUCGUCCAACGCAAGUGAAAUGUCCUACCCAUCGAGUCCCAAGGUUCUGAGGAACACUUCGCAUGCCAGUUGCAUUUCCACUCCUCCCUUGCAACUGGCACCUAGUCCUCCGAACCAGCGGCGUCCGACGGCCCCCGUCAUGUCGAAGCCCGUCAUGCUGCCUCAGUCGCAGACCCAACGACCAGACCCACUCAGACCUGCUGUUCGUUCUGAUGGACUGCCUGCAGAAAUGUUAAAACGGAUGGUGCCUUUCAACUCUUCUUUUAAAUCGAACAACAAACCCCAAGUAAUCUACGCUUCAGUGAUAAACAACCUUCCAACUUCCUCUAUUGCUUCGAUCAGGGCAUUAAAGUCCAGUGUUGUAGAUUAUGAGUUUUCAGUUGUGUCUUGAUACCUAAAAUAGUUUGAAAUGUUACUGGCAUUACAUUUGCUUCCGUAUUAGUGGUUUCCCAUCCAAACAUUUCACUGGUCGAUAGAAUGCGACUUAACCCUUGCUGAGUUUACCAGACUGGUAGUCAUUAUGGUGGUCAUUUUAUUGACUUCUUUUCUUGUUUUUUUUCUUGUUUUUUUUUGUAACUUCAACUUCGGCUUCCCCCGCUACUUUUAAAAAAUAUAUAUAAAUAAAUAUAUAUAUAUAUAUAUAAUUUUUUUUUUGGGGGGGUCAAAUAGUGAGUGGUUGCAAUUACACGAGAUUGUCCACUCUCUCAGGGUCCCAACAACAAAGAAGAAUGGUUUUGUUUCUUAUGAUUGAAUUGGCACUUUUGAAGUCUAAUACCUUCUCAAGAGCAGCAAAAUUACCUGCACAUGAGUCAUGUGUAUGGUGGUGAUGAUGAUGAGUACGAGUAGCAGAAUGAAUCUCCUGUCCUAUCUCCGAGGGCUUUGUUCAACUCAACUCAAAUUAACCUGUGUUAUUCUUAUCGUCGCUAGAUCCGAUAAAAAAUAAAUAAAUAAAUACACGUCAAUUGCCUCUGCAUUUGUGACUCCAUGUUUGUCAAUUAUUGGGAACAGUGUCGUUCUGAACAUUCACACGCCGGUUGUCAAAGGAAAUGUCACCGCAAAACAUUCACGUUUGUGUCCUCUUUGUUCAUUCUUUGUCGGCAUACGGAGCGGCUAAAAUCUAACGCAUGUUGAUAUUU
Molecule: messenger RNA, 2890 nt
Organism: Phycodurus eques (leafy seadragon)
Lineage: Eukaryota; Metazoa; Chordata; Actinopteri; Syngnathiformes; Syngnathidae
Product: harmonin-like
Exons: 6
Coding region: 946-2145 (399 amino acids)
Source: RefSeq, a predicted model, not a curated record